GCGGCUCAGACAGAGGCCAGGCAGUUUCCGGUAGAAACCGGAAAGCCAUGGAGUACGGGCCCGUUCUAGGCCUAAGCAUCUCUGUAGCUACCGCCGCGGGUGGAAGUAGGGAAAGAGCUUCGGUGCGAAACCGGAAGAAACGUGUUGCGUUGUUAAAAACCCUACUGUGUUUCGUUCUUGACCUCGUCAGCUGCCUUACGUUUAUCUCAGAGACAAAAAAUAUCUCACGCUGCCGGUUGAUCCUACUGGGGCAGCAUGAAAAAAGAGCUAUUCGGGGAGGAGGGGAAGAGUUUGCGCCCCGCAUAUGGUGGCGAAGGAGGUCCAAUGUAAUUCGGAAGUGGUGGUUGUGCGUCCUGAUGCUCCCCGUCGUGACUUCUCUCUACAGACUGGGAUUCUAACAGGGAGAGAGAGAGAGAGAGAGGCGCGCGCGUGGAACCGUCUGGGUCGUCGCCGUCAUGAGCCGCUUCAAGUUCAUUGAUAUUGGUGUUAACUUAACAGAUCCUAUGUUCAGAGGGAUAUACAGAGGGACUCAAAAGCAUCAAGAUGACUUCCUAGAUGUAGUGGACAGAGCAGUCAAGACUGGUGUAAAAAAGUUCAUGAUUACGGGCGGAAGUUUACAAGAUGGUAAAGAGGCCCUGCAGCUGGCGCAAACAAAUGACAUGUUUUACAGUACUGUCGGCUGCCACCCCACCCGCUGCGCAGAAUUUGAUCAGAGCAACCCUGACCAGUACUUAGCAGAGUUGCAAAGCCUAGCUGAGAAAAACAAAGGGAAGGUCAUCGCCAUUGGGGAGUGCGGUCUGGAUUUUGACAGACUGGAAUUCUGCCCUAAAGACACCCAGCUCAAGUAUUUUGAAAAGCAAUUUGAUCUUUCUGAGCAAACAAAACUACCAAUGUUCCUGCACUGCAGAAAUGCACAUCCAGAAUUCUUAGAUAUCAUGAGACGGAACAGAGAGAGGUGCGUGGGAGGAGUGGUACAUUCUUUCGAUGGCACCAAAGAAGCAGCAGCAGCUAUAAUCGAUCUGGAUCUCUACAUAGGAAUAAAUGGCUGUUCGUUGAAAACAGAAGCCAACUUAGAAACGGUGAGGUCAAUUCCAAAUGAAAGAUUAAUGAUAGAAACAGAUGCUCCUUGGUGUGGAGUGAAAAACACCCAUGCUGGAUCAAAAUAUGUAAAAACCAUAUUUCCUACCAAGAAAAAGUGGGAAGCCGGACACUGCCUAAAGGACAGAAACGAACCAUGUCAUAUAACCCAAAUACUGGAAAUAAUAGCAGCGGUACGGGAAGAAGAUCCGCUUGAACUGGCCAAUACGAUGUAUAACAACAGUAUUAAAAUCUUCUUUCCAGAUAUGUAAAGUUUUAUGUAUUGUUCUAAAGCCUAAUUUUAUUACCUGAAAUAAAGUUUCCCCUGCAA
Molecule: messenger RNA, 1408 nt
Organism: Heteronotia binoei (common prickly gecko)
Lineage: Eukaryota; Metazoa; Chordata; Lepidosauria; Squamata; Gekkonidae
Gene: TATDN1
Product: TatD DNase domain containing 1
Exons: 12
Coding region: 456-1349 (297 amino acids)
Cellular component (GO): cytosol
Molecular function (GO): 3'-5'-DNA exonuclease activity
Source: RefSeq, a predicted model, not a curated record